AGUAACUUAAGGCGAUCGCAGCUACACCGACAUUGAUGGUCGAUAUAUUGUGUUCACAAUGCAGGGACGAGUGGAAGAAGCAGACGAUAAACAAAAUGGCCGUGGAUUUCUGGCAAAAUGGAAGAAUACAGCUUACAGGGCCAGACUUCUACACACAACAUGGCUGUUUUUAUCUUUCAUUUCACUGGGUUUUAUCGGCGGACAAAGAGGACCUUCAUUUUUAGAUCUCCAACUUCUAACUAAUACUGAUGUAGAAGAGGCAUCUCUAUUCUUUACUUCCGCUGCUGUUGGUGGGUUGAUUGGUGCGCUGGUAAUUGGUGCUUCAUAUGACAGAUUCAACAAACCUAGAUUAAUAUUUCUGGCUAAUAUUGGUAUGGGUGUAUGUGUGGGUGUUGUACCACAAUGUCGACAAUAUCCUCUCAUGAUAUUCAUCUGGUUCAUCACCGGGUUUUUUAUGAGAGGUCUAGAAACAGCUGGAACAGCCGAUGUUGUCCGAGUGUGGAAGUCAGAGACUCGACCGUAUAUGUUUAUCGUUCAUUUAGGAUUGUCCACGGGAUCAUUAUUCUCCCCGUUGGUAACAGAACCCUUUCUUGUGCCAAAACACUUAGUAGAGAAGCAAACAUUAGACACAGGGGUAUCGUGCAACGCUACUUUUGUGUCCAUUGAAAACCCACCAAACAUUUCUUGUAUCAACAACCAAACAAAUUCAUUCCAGCCCACAACCUACGUAAUACAAUUACAACAUGCUUUUAUUAUAUCGGCCAUUUUAGCCGGUUUAGCGUCAUUGCCGUUCUUAGUAAAAAGUUUUAAGGACGAAAGUACACUAGCCAAGGUAGAUAAUUCGAGAAAAGCCGAAGAACAACGAACCGUUCCUCCAUUAUAUUAUGUUAUAUCGAUUUUGUUAAUUAUGUGUAUGCAUAUAUGUAACAGCGGUAUCUUUGACGCAUUUUCUGCAUUUCUAAUGACUUUUGUUGUGAAACAACUGGACUGGUCGAAAAAAGAUGGCGCCUUAGUAACGUCAGCUUUCUGGGCGUGUUUAGUUACGACCCGGAUUAUCGUCAUUUUUGUUGUGGAUUUGAUUACCCCGGCGAAACUUUUACUAUUUGCUUUGUGCUUUGUAAUAUGUGCCUUAAUAGGGUUAUGUAUGUGUGCUCUAUAUUUAGUACAUACGGGUAUUUGGGUGUUUGUGUGUGUCGCAGGCAGUGCUUUAUCAGUUCUAUUUCCAACACUAAUCGCACUCGCGGACAAAGAGCUCAUACCAGUAAACGGAAAAGUGUCUUCAUUCAUCCUGGUUGCUGGGGCAAUUGGUCUUCUUACAAACCCGGUGCUAUUAGGAUUCUUCAUCAAAGAGUUCUCUGCCCUUUGGUUUUGUUAUCUGUUGCUAAUCGAGGCUAUCAUGUCCGUCGUUUUUCUGUUUUUGAUUUUGAUUUACGGAAGAAUGAUAUUAAAGAGAGUUCGAAAAAGGACCGUCAUGGAAAUAGACAUUGAUUCAGAACAUUUUGUCCAGGACACAUUAAUGGACGAUUUAAAGAAUGUUGAUGUGAAUUUAGACGACAAAUCUCAUGUUUAGUUUGUUUAGUUAGUUUUCGAGCGUCUAACAUACAUAAUACUGCAGACUCAAUCCGACGUAUCAACUGCUGAGUUUUGUCGAAUUCGUUCAUUGGAUCUGUUGGUGACCGAAUUUGAAGCUUCCCUUGAUUCAUUCAUCGACGCUUUGCGGAAGUUUGAGCACUCCAAAUACCGAAUGUUCAGCACAUACCAUCAUAGCCUCGAUCACUCCAAGGUAAAUUCAUCAUGUCCACUUUGACGGCAACAAAUGUUAGUCUGGAUAAAAUGCAAUCAUUUUGCCAUAUAGGAAUUGGAGUCUCGUCAAUGACUUGAAUAAAACUAUAGAUAACUAGAUUCAAUCCUAAAGUAGUUUUCAUCAUAUCUCACUGGACGUUUUCAGCAUGUCUAAGUUAACCUAGUCAUCAACAGCUGUUAUGCGGUGUCUCCAAGGAGGUCGAAUUAUCUUCACUUUUGAGCUGAUAACUCUCGGCUCAUUGACAGCUUCAAAUCAAAUCGGGUUAACCAACAUAUUGUCAUCAGGAAGUUGGAAGGUUGUUCAUAAGGUGUUAAAUUCUGGAUCUUAUCCAACAUGCUAAUACUUAUCGAAAGAAAGACCAGACACAAGAAAUGUGACAUUUAAUCUAUCAAAAGGAACUGCUGCAAUCCUAGCUCAAAACUCUGUGCCUUCCAGAACUGACUAUUGUAAUUCUUUACUAACUGGUUAGGGUUCUGCCAAGGAAUCAAAAUCGUGCGGCUUACAUCGUCACUAAAACUGUCUGUUCUCGCCCAUAUACAACUACGACAAUAAAUAACAAAAAUUAUGCAUUAA
Messenger RNA from Patella vulgata (common limpet), 2377 nucleotides. Its product is annotated as sodium-dependent glucose transporter 1. The transcript has 3 exons. Bases 59 to 1570 code for a protein of 503 amino acids. Gene Ontology annotation, biological process: transmembrane transport. The record is from RefSeq and is a predicted model, not a curated record. Lineage: Eukaryota; Metazoa; Mollusca; Gastropoda; Patellidae.